This is a messenger RNA of Guillardia theta CCMP2712, 2259 nucleotides long. RefSeq lists its product as hypothetical. The record is from RefSeq and is a predicted model, not a curated record. NCBI's taxonomy places the organism in Eukaryota, Cryptophyceae, Pyrenomonadales, Geminigeraceae. The transcript has 5 exons. Bases 1 to 2259 code for a protein of 752 amino acids.
AUGACAGCUCGCUCCCAGAAGAAGUGGGUCAUCCGAGACUUCAAGCGCCUCGUCACCAGCGUCAUCUUCCUCAUCAAGCGCGCUGUCGUCCGGCGAGGCCUCCGACUGGACAAGGACGAGACGGUAGAGCAGUUCAACGUCCGAGUCCUCAUGGCCGCCUUCCUCGUCGUCAACCGACCCGGCAGCUGCUUCGAGAGCAUCGGCCACCUCGAGAAACAAGUGCAGCAUGCCGCCGCCGACCUCGUCACUACCUUGAGGCACAUCUGCUCGAGCAUUGAGAGCUCUCGCGCUCAGCCUCUCACACAGCAUGAUUGGAGCUCGUGGAGGCCCUUCCUCAAGCAGCUCAACGUCUACCUCGCUCGCUUCAAGGACUGGAAAGUCCCGGACGAGUACAAGCUUACCGAGCGCAUCAAGCAUGCGCUUCUCGCCCUCUACCGCGCGGAGUCACACCUCCGCCCUGACGCCCAGGAGUACAUGUCUAUGAAGGAGGAGUUCCGAGCGCAGAAGGCGAAGCUCCGAGCCAAGUUGCUACAGAUCGCAGGAGCCCAGGUGCUGGAGAGCUUCGACGAGGCGCUGAGACAGCAAGGCUUCACUGCGGUCGACGCGGAGCCGUCGGAGGAGGCAGCAUCGUCCUCCUCGCAAGGGGCCGGGAGCAGCUCGAGGCCAGCAGAGCUACCGUCCUCGACGAAUGCGUCCGGGCUGUCUUCGCUGCCCGGCCGGAUGACCAACGAGCAGCUGGCACAUGAGCUGCUGCUGGAUCCCGCCUUCAAGCUCACCGAGCGCAUCAAGCAUGCGCUUCUCGCCCUCUACCGCGCGGAGUCACACCUCAGCCCUUACGCCCAGGAGUACAUGUCUAUGAAGGAGGAGUUCCGAGCGCAGAAGGCGAAGCUCCGAGCCAAGUUGCUACAGAUCGCAGGAGCCCAGGUGCUGGAGAGCUUCGACGAGGCGCUAAGGCAGCAAGGCUUCACUGCGGUCGACGCGGAGCCGUCGGAGGAGGCAGCAUCGUCCUCCUCGCAAGGGGCCGGGAGCAGCUCAAGGCCAGCAGAGCUACCGUCCUCGACGAAUGCGUCCGGGCUGUCUUCGCUGCCCGGCCGGAUGACCAACGAGCAGCUGGCGCACGAGCUGCUACUGGAUCCCACCUUCAAGCUCGACGAGCACGAGCCGCUACUGGAUCCCGCCUUCAAGCUCACCGAGCCUAUGAAGGAGGAGUUCCGAGCGCAGAAGGCGAAGCUCCGAGCCAAGUUGCUACAGAUCGCAGGAGCCCAGGUGCUGGAGAGCUUCGACGAGGCGCUAAGGCAGCAAGGCUUCACUGCGGUCGACGCGGAGCCGUCGGAGGAGGCAGCAUCGUCCUCCUCGCAAGGGGCCGGGAGCAGCUCAAGGCCAGCAGAGCUACCGUCCUCGACGAAUGCGUCCGGGCUGUCUUCGCUGCCCGGCCGGAUGACCAACGAGCAGCUGGCGCCAAACAUUCCCAGGAUGUCGUUCAACCUGGAUCAACCGACAGGUAAACGACGUUACAGAGCAUUAGUUACCAAUGUUGAUUCUGCCAGCUCCCGAGUGAAAUCAUGUAUUGCCAAGGCAAAAGCUCACAGGGAAAGCACUAUUCAGUUCAAGAAUGUCAUCACUCAAGUUUUGGACAUGAGCAUCGUGAAGGUUGCGUUGAAAGAGCUCGAGAAGCAGAAAAUCACAUUGAGUUCUUUCUUCAUGGAGAAGGCAGUCGUCGAGAUUAAAUCGAAAGUUGAUACAACGCACAUCACACCCGCUACUCCACAGAACAAGGCUACAACUGGUUCACAGACGGGCAGCAUUCCUAAGAAUCAGCGCACCAUCGAAAACUGUCCCAUCGAUGAUGAUAGGGAGGAGCGCGUCAAGGCAGCGACGUCGAGCUUCGAGGCCGAGCUGUCAGCGGCAGAGAAGGAGCUCAUCGCCUCUUGCCUGUCGCCCAGCCAGCCGUCAGCGUACUCGAGGGAGAUGCUGGAGAGGCUUCUUGAGGUGCCUGCGAUGGUCUUGGAGAAGAGCUACGGGCCGAUGGAGGAGCGAUGGCUGCGGCUGGUGUCAGCGGACGGGAGCAAGGCCGAGUCGGAUGUGCCGCAGUCGCCGUUUGUGAGGAACGUGUACGAGCGAGUUGUGAGGAACGCGAGGAGGGUGCGGAAGGUGAUCAGCUUGAACCGCAAGGUGCACUACGACAGGUACAACCAGAUGAUCUUGGCGGGGAGCCAGCAGGUGCUAUCAGAUUGCCAAGUUACUAGUUAUGAUAACUGA